Messenger RNA from Orycteropus afer afer, 3705 nucleotides. NCBI's taxonomy places the organism in Eukaryota, Metazoa, Chordata, Mammalia, Tubulidentata, Orycteropodidae. The record is from RefSeq and is a predicted model, not a curated record.
CCGGAGGCGGGGGCGCGGCAGUGCUUGCUGCGGGCUUGCGAGGCCGAGGGCGCCCAGUUGGCCUUCGUGCCCUUCGGGGAGCUCGACUUCGGGGAGACAGCCAUGCUAGACGCCUUCUACGACGCAGAUGUCGCCGUGGUGGACAUGAGUGACGUCUCCCGACAGCCUUCCCUCUUCUACCAUCUUGGAGUCCGCGAGAGCUUCAACAUGGCCAACAAUGUGAUCCUGUACCACGACACGGAUGCUGACACUGCUCUCUCAUUGAAAGAUAUGGUAACACAGAAAAACACAGCAUCUAGUGGAAAUUAUUACUUCAUCCCAUACAUCGUGACGCCGUGCGCAGAUUAUUUGUGCUGUGAGAAUGAUGUCCAGAGACAUGCGUCAGAGUACAUGCAGCCCAACUGGGACACUGUCCUGGGCCCACUGUGUGUGCCCCUGGUGGACAAGUUCUUCAGCCUCCUCAGGGACAUCCACGUGACCUCAUGCACUUACUACAAAGAAACCUUGUUGAAUGACAUCCGGAAAGCCAGAGAGAAAUACCAGGGUGAUGAACUGGCAAAGGAGCUGGCUCGGAUCAGACUCCGCAUGGACAACGCAGAGGUUCUGACUUCGGACAUCGUCAUUAAUUUACUGCUGUCCUACCGCGAUAUCCAGGACUAUGAUGCGAUGGUGAAGGUGGUAGAGACACUAGAAAAGUUGCCUACGUGUGACUUGACCGAUCAGCAUAAUAUCAAGUUCCACUAUGCAUUUGCACUGAAUAGGAGAAACAGUGUGGGUGACCGUGAGAAGGCGCUUCAGGUCGUGCUCCAGGUUCUGCAGAGCAGUGACCACCCGGCCCCCGACAUGUUCUGCCUGUGUGGGAGGAUCUACAAGGACAUUUUCUUGGAUUCUGACUGUAAAGAUGACGCCAGCCGAGAUAGCGCCAUUGAGUGGUAUCGCAAAGGGUUUGAGCUCCAGUCAUCUCUUUAUUUGGGAAUUAACCUUGCAGUUUUGCUGAUAGUUGCUGGACAACAAUUUGAAACUUCCAUGGAACUAAGGAAAAUAGGUGUCCAGUUGAACAGUUUGUUGGGAAGAAAAGGGAGCCUGGAGAAAAUGAACAACUACUGGGACGUGGGGCAGUUCUUCAAUGUGAGCAUGUUGGCCAGUGAUGCCGGGAAGGCCGUCCAAGCAGCAGAGAAGUUGUUCAAACUGAAACCUCCAGUCUGGUACCUGCGAUCAUUAGGUCAGAACUUACUAUUAAUUCAACGCUUCAAGAAAUCCAUUAUUGAACAUUCACCCAAGCAAAAACAGCUGAACUUCUGGUUAGACAUAAUUUUUGAGGCAACAAAUGAAGUUAAUAAUGGACUCAGAUUUCCAGUUCUGGUGAUAGAACCAACCAAAGUCUACCAGCCUUCUUACAUUUCCAUAAACAAUGAAGCUGAGGAGAGAACGGUUUCUUUAUGGCACGUCUCACCCUCGGAAAUGAAACAAAUCCAUGAAUGGAAUUUUACAGUGUCUUCCAUUAGGGGAAUAAGCAUAUCCAAGUUUGAUGAGCGGUGUUGUUUUCUUUACGUCCAUGAGAAUUAUGAUGACUUUCAAAUCUACUUUUCCACUGAAGACCAGUGUAGUCGGUUCUGCUCUUUGGUCAAAGAGAUGUUAACCAAUACGAUGGGCAAUACAGUAGAAAUGGAAGGAGAGACCGAUGGAGACACCUUAGAGUAUGAGUAUGACCUUGAUGCAAAUGGGGACAGAGUUGUGUUGGGGAAAGGCAUAUACGGGAUCGUGUAUGCCGGAAGAGAUUUGAGCAAUCAAGUACGAAUAGCCAUCAAAGAAAUCCCAGAGAGAGAUAGCAGGUACUCUCAGCCUCUGCAUGAGGAGAUUGCCCUGCACAAGUACCUCAAGCACCGCAAUAUUGUCCAAUACCUGGGCUCUGUCUCAGAGAAUGGCUACCUUAAGAUAUUUAUGGAGCAGGUACCUGGAGGAAGUCUUUCUGCCCUUUUGCGAUCAAAAUGGGGGCCAAUGAAGGAGCCCACGAUCAAGUUUUACACCAAGCAGAUCCUGGAAGGUCUUAAGUACCUCCACGAAAACCAGAUCGUGCACAGAGACAUAAAGGGUGAUAAUGUUCUGGUAAAUACCUACAGUGGAGUGGUGAAAAUUUCUGAUUUUGGAACCUCUAAACGUCUGGCAGGAGUGAAUCCGUGUGCAGAGACUUUUGCUGGCACUCUGCAGUACAUGGCGCCAGAGAUUAUUGAUAAAGGACCUCGUGGGUAUGGUGCCCCAGCUGAUAUCUGGUCCCUGGGCUGCACCAUCAUUGAGAUGGCAACCAGCAGGCCUCCAUUCCAUGAGCUUGGUGAACCCCAGGCAGCAAUGUUCAAAGUGGGGAUGUUUAAGAUCCACCCGGAGAUUCCACAAGCCCUUUCAGCUGAAGCCAGAGCCUUCAUUUUAUCCUGUUUUGAGCCUGAUCCCCACAAACGUGCCACAGCUGCUGACCUGCUCAAGGAGGGUUUCUUAAGGCGGGGGAGCAAGGUCAAGAAGAACCUAAUUGCUUUCAAGCCGUCAGAGGGGCUGCAGACCGAGGCCUUGGACCUGCCUGCACCAGAGGAGCUGGUGGGCAGUGGCGGCAGUAGCAGUGAGCACAGCUCCGCUUCCCCUGACUCGGAUGCCCAGCCUGACGGGUUCUUUGAGAAGGCCCAGGCCCCGGCCUCUGAGGGGUUAGGCAAGCAACCCCUCAGUUGCCACUUCAGUGUUCCAGAUGAAAGUGCUGCCUCGGGCCCAGAGGACAGGGACCUGGGCCUCUUCCUGCUGCGCAAGGACAGCGAGCGCCGCGCCGUCUUGUACAAAAUCCUGUGGGAGGAGCAGAGCCGGUUGGCUUCUAAGCUGCAGGAGUGUGUGGCCCAGAGUUCAGAAGAGUUGCACCUCUCAAUUGACCACAUCAAGCAAAUAAUUGGGAUCCUGAGGGACUUCAUACACUCCCCGGAGCACAGGGUGAUGGCAUCCACAAUUUCAAAGCUGAAGGUGGACCUGGACUUUGACAGUUCAUCCAUCAAUCAGAUUUACCUGGUACUGUUUGGAUUUCAGGAUGCUGUAAAUCAGAUUUUGAGGAACCACUUAAUUAAGCCCCACUGGAUGUUUGCUAUGGACAAUAUCAUCCGCCGAGCAGUGCAGGCCGUGGUCACCAUCCUCAUCCCAGAGCUACAAGCACACUUUGAUGCUGCAUCUGAGAUGGAAGGGGUAGGUAAGGACGCAGAGAUGGAUGAGGACUACCCUGUGGCAGAGCCAAAUGGAAGCAGAACAGCUGGUACCUUCAGAGGGAGCAGACCCAGCUCAGCAGGCUUCCAGGAGAUCCAGCCCCACCACUAUGCCCACCAGCACCUGAGCUGCCAACUGGGCAAGCUCAGGCAGGAGACCACCAGACUUUUGGAAAACUUAAUUCAGAGAGAGCAAGAGUACCAGAAUUUCUUACGGCAAACUCUGGAACACAAAACUCAGGAAUUAUGCCACCUUCAGUUAUACCUCAAAUCUAACGGUAAGAGUCACUUUCCACUGGGUCCGAUUGAUUUGUGUGUGUGAGAUGGUUUAAAAUCUGAUGGAGAGCUUGUGGACUGGUUGGAAGUUCAAGGAGCAGACACUGACACAAUUGAAAAGAUUGCUGCUGAGGGCUAUACGCUCUCUGAUAUUCUCAAUGACAUCACUAAGGAAGAUUUAAGAGACCUGAGACUUCGGUAA